ACACACUCACAAUUAAGGCUAUACACAUCAUAGAGACCCACUUCCUUUUCUCUCAGAGAUCAGGGCAUUGAGAGAGAAGAUGGUGAAGUUCUCUAAGCAGUUUGAAGGUCAGCUCGUUCCUGAAUGGAAAGAAGCUUUUGUUGAUUAUUGGCAACUCAAGAAAGACCUCAAAAAAAUCCAUCUUCUUAACAGUGACAACAUACCCAACAAGCAACAAAGUAACUCUUUACCCAACACACUCUUGUCCUCUCUUAGGAACUUCUCUUUAUUUGGCCACCGACAUAGAAACCAUGAGGCAAUUCAAGUUCAUAAGAAACUCUCUUCAUCAGCAAGCAAGGGGGAUAUGUAUGAGACUGUACUCCUUGACCAGUUUGCAGAUACUGAUGCUACCAAAGAAUUUUUUGCAUGCUUGGACUUCCAACUUAACAAAGUGAAUCAGUUCUACAAAACUAAGGAAAACGAGUUCAUGGAUAGAGGGGAGUCUUUGAAGAAACAAUUGGGGAUCCUGAUUGAGCUCAAAACAGCAUUGCAACAACGAGGCAAAGGAGCUGCUUCCCAGGAAUCCUCUGAGGAUGCCUCUAUUUCAUACACAAUAUCAUGUGAUGAGGAAUCUGUCAAGGACAGAAUAGAAGAAGAAGAGCUGCAAGACAACAGAGCAGAUGACACGGAACAAAAUGACGUGCCAUUUACAGAUUCUCUUAGAUCAGAUGACCUGAGUAAGUCGAUGCGGAUAAAAAGAGAAGAUGGGAAAAUGAGGACACUCUCUGGACGUGUUUUCAAUUACCAAGGAAAGAACUUGAAGAUAAACAUUCCUCUGACAACACCCUCUCGCACCUUCUCGGCAAUUAGUUACUUAAUCUGGGAAGAUUUGGUGAAUCCAUCUGCAAAAGAAUGCGGUCCAGAAGGCAGUAAGCUGCAUAUUAACCGAACAAAGUUGCAUCACGCAGAGAAGAUGAUUAGAGGAGCUUUUGUUGAGCUCCACAAGGGAUUGGGCUAUCUACAAACCUACAGGAAGUUGAACAUGCUUGCUUUUAUGAAGAUCUUAAAGAAGUUCGACAAGGUCACUGGAAAAGAAGUUCUUCCCAUUUAUCUCAAAGUAGUUGAGAGCUCCUAUUUUGACAGUUCAGACAAGGUGAUGAAGUUGGAGGAUGAAGUUGAGGAGCUGUUUAUCAAACACUUUGCUGAAGAAGACCGUAGAAAGGCCAUGAAAUACCUCAAGCCACAACAGCAUAAAGACUCGCACUCUGUUACCUUCUUCAUUGGGCUAUUCACUGGAUGUUUCCUAGCACUUUUUGUCGGAUAUGUUAUCAUGGCUCAUAUCAUGGAUGUGUACAGAGGGGAGCCACAAUCAGUUUACAUGGAAACAGUCUAUCCUGUAUUCAGCAUGUUCAGCCUACUGUUUUUACAUUUCUUUCUGUAUGGCUGCAAUGUUUUUGCGUGGAGAAAGACUCGUAUAAACUACAGCUUCAUCUUCGAGCUAACCCCAACCAAGGAGCUCAAGUACAGAGAUGUGUUCUUAAUCUGUACCACCUCAUUGACUGUUGUCAUGGGGGUCAUGUUUGCUCAUUUGUCACUACUAACGAAAGGGUAUUCUUAUGGCCAAGUCCAAGCUAUACCUGGCCUGCUCGUAUUGAUCUUCUUGCUAUUACUCGUGUGCCCCUUCAAUAUCUUCUAUCGAUCAAGCCGUUAUUGUUUUCUUCGCGUGAUUCGGAACAUCAUUUUAUCCCCUCUCUACAAGGUUGUCAUGCUGGACUUCUUCAUGGCUGAUCAACUCUGUAGUCAGGUCCCAAUGCUUAGGAAUCUAGAAUAUGUGGCUUGUUACUAUAUAACUGCUAGCUAUAAGACUGGGGACUAUGGAUAUUGCAUGAAGGCCAGGCAUUACCGGGAUCUUGCUUAUGCAGUUUCCUUCCUGCCAUAUUACUGGAGGGCAAUGCAGUGUGCUCGGCGGUGGUUUGAUGAGGGAGAGACAAGCCACCUUGUCAACCUAGGCAAAUAUGUAUCAGCAAUGUUAGCAGCAGGGGCCAAGGUAGCCUAUGAGAAAGAAAGAAGUGUCGGAUGGCUGUGUCUUCUUGUGGUCGUGUCCAGUGCUGCAACAGUGUACCAGUUGUAUUGGGACUUUGUAAAGGACUGGGGUUUACUCACAAUGAAUUCCAAGAACCCGUGGCUCAGAAAUGAAUUAAUCCUUCGGCAAAAGAUCAUUUACUACUUCUCUAUGGGAUUAAACCUGAUUCUCAGGCUUGCUUGGUUGCAAACUGUUCUCCACUCAAAUUUUGUACAUGUUGACUACAGAGUCACUACCCUGUUUUUAGCAGCCCUUGAAGUCACUAGGAGAGGGCUGUGGAAUUUUUUCAGGUUGGAGAAUGAGCAUCUAAAUAAUGCAGGCAAGUUUAGAGCAGUUAAGACAAUACCCCUGCCUUUUCAUGAAGUGGACGAGCAAGAUUGAUGCCCGUUGGCAACAUUCCUAAUGGAAUUCGAUUCGGGUUAUAGAUGCUUUUCUGCCAAAAAAAAAAAAAAAACACAUUAGAAAGGAACCUUGCUGUCCUCACUCAAGUUGAUGGAAAAUGACAUCAGCUUUCUUCAUAUUCUUCAUUGGAUUAGGGGAACAAGGUUCAUACUUGUAUACAAAAUUCUUAUCCAACAAUGAAGAUGAAAUUAAUGCAAAAGCACAGCCGUGUUAAUAUCUAGUUGACA
Molecule: messenger RNA, 2691 nt
Organism: Carya illinoinensis
Lineage: Eukaryota; Viridiplantae; Streptophyta; Magnoliopsida; Fagales; Juglandaceae
Product: phosphate transporter PHO1 homolog 1
Exons: 14
Coding region: 80-2443 (787 amino acids)
Biological process (GO): cellular response to phosphate starvation; phosphate ion transport
Cellular component (GO): trans-Golgi network; Golgi apparatus; plasma membrane
Molecular function (GO): inositol hexakisphosphate binding
Source: RefSeq, a predicted model, not a curated record